This is a messenger RNA of Cygnus olor (mute swan), 3129 nucleotides long. RefSeq names its product growth hormone secretagogue receptor (gene GHSR). Lineage: Eukaryota; Metazoa; Chordata; Aves; Anseriformes; Anatidae. Gene Ontology annotation, cellular component: plasma membrane. The transcript has 2 exons. Bases 1 to 1059 code for a protein of 352 amino acids. Gene Ontology annotation, molecular function: growth hormone secretagogue receptor activity. The record is from RefSeq and is a predicted model, not a curated record. Gene Ontology annotation, biological process: G protein-coupled receptor signaling pathway; hormone-mediated signaling pathway.
AUGCGGGAGGGGAGCGCGGGCGGGCGCGGCGCGGAGAACAGGACGGGCGGCGAGCCCCCGCUGCAUCUCUUCCCCGCGCCCGUGCUCACCGGCAUCACGGUGGCCUGCGUGGUCCUCUUCGUCAUCGGGAUCUUCGGCAACCUGAUGACCAUGCUGGUGGUGUCGCGGUUUCGGGACAUGAGGACCACCACCAACUUCUACCUGUCCAGCAUGGCGUUCUCCGACCUGCUUAUCUUCCUCUGCAUGCCCUUGGACCUGUUCCGCCUCUGGCAGUACCGACCCUGGAACUUCGGGGACCUCCUCUGCAAGCUCUUCCAGUUCGUCAGCGAGAGCUGCACCUACUCCACCAUCCUCAACAUCACCGCCCUCAGCGUGGAGCGGUACGUCGCCAUCUGCUUCCCCCUGCGCGCGAAGGUGAUCAUCACCAAGAGGAAGGUCAAGCUGGUCAUUCUCAUCCUCUGGGCCGUCUCCUUCGUUAGCGCCGGCCCCAUCUUUGUCCUGGUGGGGGUCGAGCACGAGAACGGCACCAACCCCCUGAGCACCAACGAGUGCCGAGCCACGGAGUACGCCAUCCGCUCGGGGCUCCUCACCAUCAUGGUCUGGACCUCCAGCAUCUUCUUUUUCCUGCCCGUCUUUUGCCUGACCGUGCUGUACAGCCUCAUCGGGAGGAAGCUCUGGAGGAGAAAGAGAAAGAACAUCGGUCCGAACACGGUCAUCAGGGACAAGAACAACAAGCAAACUGUGAAAAUGUUAGUUGUGGUGGUAUUUGCUUUCAUACUCUGCUGGUUGCCUUUUCACGUAGGACGAUAUUUAUUUUCCAAAUCCUUUGAAGCCGGAUCCUUGGAGAUAGCAGUGAUCAGCCAGUACUGCAACUUGGUGUCCUUUGUCCUCUUCUACCUUAGCGCCGCCAUCAACCCCAUCCUCUACAACAUCAUGUCCAAGAAGUACCGAGUCGCCGCUUGCCGGCUGUUUGGACUCAAACCCCUUCCAAAGAAAAGACUCUCCAGCACGAAGCAGGAAAGUUCGCGCGUGUGGACAGAACCGAGCGUCACCACAUGACACGGCGUGCAGAGCUCCAGAGCAUCGCUUUCCAGCAUUACCCAGAAAGCCAUAACGAAAGAGACGCGGGGCGGGAAACACAAAUCGAAAAGCAAAGCUGUACUUCUGUCGUCACCUGGAUUUGCUGAAAGACGUGACGCGGGCAGUUAAGGAUUUUCAAAAACUGACUAGUCCUUGAGAAUAUCAAAGGAGACACACGGUUACAGAAUUUGGUGACACUCGAGUCAUACUUCUCUGCUGCUUUUGUCCAUAUGAUUUUUUAAUGCAGGGGAGCUAGGUUUUCCCAUCUGGAGCAGGCAAACGUAGCCCAGCUCACUUGAGAGUUUGUACGACUUCAGUAGCAGCUAAUUCGGGCUGAGUUAUUACAGAGUUAACUUUAAUUUUCCUAAAAAUUUGGCUAGCAUGUAGCCGGACCCUAAAGAGAGAAAAAUCUAAUUGCCUUUUUGGAGUAGUAAACAUAGAAUUUGAUACACUUUUCAUAAUCCAGAUUUUUAAAUAAAGAUCAAAAAGGAAAGGAGACAUACAAAUGGAUAGUUUUUAAAUAUGCUAAAAAUAAAUGACCCUUAUGUCAUGUCUGAAUAGAAAGGAAACAAAAAAAAUACCUUUAUAGAAGCAGCUUAGAACAUGGCUGUGCUGAAAUAUUUUUUGAAUAUUUAUCAGUGGGACAAGGACAGUGCUGACUUCAGGACUGCAGUGAUGCUAUAAAAACUGGGAAUGCGAUCUCCCACCAAAGUCAUUUUUUUUUACUAGCUAAUUCAUCUGUACUUGUUCUGUUCAGCUUGACUGUGAACGACUCGAUGUAGCCAAACUUGGAAGCUUUUAGUUGUUCCAGUAGUCGUGCUGCCUGUGGCUGCCUGUGCUGAUGCUGUGCCCCACCAUACCCCAGUUUGUCAGCAGUGUGAGGAGGGGGCUCCUGCCCGCGGAGCACCACGGGCUCUUGCUGCGGGCGCAGCAGGCUGUCAGAACCCGGGGUGCAGUCGUGCUGGUUUGCUGCAGUGUGAAAUUCAAAACCGCGCUCAUGUUUCAGAACAUUUUUAACUGAAAAGGCCUGAAAAAGAAAGAGAAAAAUCUGCAUCAAGACACACAGGUGGACACAUUCUCAUACUUGAUCCAUAAAAAUCUUAAACUAAAUCAAGUUUUAUAACUGAAGUAUGCCACUCAAAAACAAAGCAACCCGGAACGCUCUCCAUCCCUUACGCUAGUACAUAUGCCUUACAUCGCACCUGUUGUCACACCAACACGUGGAGUUUGUGGUCCAGCUAAUAGAGCUUAGGGGCAUGCACGUGCAAUAGCAGCUUUUAUUUAUUUGGUUCUAGUAUUUAUUGCCAGCUGGUCCACAACUGAGUCUACAGAAUGAAUUGUCUGUUUGCAAAAUUCCCGUUGCCUCCAGCCUCCUAUUACCGCCCAUGGGCCACAUUCUGCCUGUUCCUCUUCAGCUGACGGUGCUGCUCAGGUAUAAGUGAAAAGAGAAUUUGGCCUAUUCUGCAUAUUCUGUGUCUUUGGUACCACACAGAGCUUCACUAGGGCUGGCUUGCUCCCCCCUGGCAUGCUCGCUGCGAGCGCAGGCUUGAUGCGAGGACUGAAUGCAGGCGCACAAGUUAAGGGGCAAACCACAGAACUAGCUGGGGAAGCACAGCAAACGAGAGAUGCCAAAGGACAAAAUAGUGAGACGAACUUCGUUUGAAUCUCUGGAGCGGACUGAGGCCCUGGCUGGUGGGUGUUAGGAGAGCAGCAGUGCUGUAGCAUCACCCCCUGUUCGUCUCUAAUCACUUCUGCCUUUCUGUUCGUUUUGUUCUUUCAGUCGUUGCCAGCUGACAUUCAGAUCUGAUGGCAGACAUCGUGCAACUCAGGGAAACCAGAAAUAGGGGAAUCUUGAAAAGAUUGUAAAGAUGUAAGCUCACUACUAACAUGUCUGUGUAAAUGAACUGAUGACGCACCUGACAUCACAUAAGUGUUUCAAUUUUCAGCUGUGUCUGUGGUAUUAAAUGUGAACAGAAAAAGAAAUAAAGUCAUGAGACCCUUCAUAACCCUGCCGGAUCGGUGCCGCUGCGGGCGGGCUGCAGGAGCGAG